Molecule: messenger RNA, 1448 nt
Organism: Phanerochaete carnosa HHB-10118-sp
Lineage: Eukaryota; Fungi; Basidiomycota; Agaricomycetes; Polyporales; Phanerochaetaceae
Exons: 6
Coding region: 15-1127 (370 amino acids)
Biological process (GO): pyruvate decarboxylation to acetyl-CoA
Molecular function (GO): pyruvate dehydrogenase (acetyl-transferring) activity
Source: RefSeq, a predicted model, not a curated record
AAAACACAGUCCAGAUGGCCUCCAGGACAGCCUUUGGAGCCCUUCUCAGGGCACGUGCUGCCGCAAGGACUCGUGCGGUCCCAUCCUCCUUUGCGACUCGCCGGAGGGGAUACGCGACCCAGCAAAGUGAACACUCGAUGACUGUCCGUGAAGCUCUGAAUGCCGCCAUGGAAGAAGAGAUGUUGCGGGACGAGACUGUCUUCAUCCUCGGCGAGGAAGUCGCGCGGUACAACGGUGCCUACAAGGUCACCAAGGGUCUUCUGGACAAGUUUGGAGAGAAGCGAGUCGUCGAUACACCGAUUACUGAGAUGGGUUUCGCGGGUCUUGCGACUGGUGCUGCCCUUGCUGGUCUGCGACCAAUUUGUGAAUUUAUGACAUGGAACUUUGCGAUGCAAGCCAUCGACCAGAUCGUCAACUCUGCGGGAAAGACCUAUUACAUGUCCGGCGGAAACGUCCCAUGUCCAGUCGUCUUCCGUGGACCCAACGGUGCAGCUGCUGGUGUCGCCGCACAACACUCGCAAGAUUACGCGGCAUGGUAUGGCAGCGUUCCAGGCCUAAAGGUCAUCAGCCCGUGGAGUGCCGAGGACUGCAAGGGUCUGCUCAAGGCUGCCAUCCGUGACCCUAACCCUGUCGUCUUCCUCGAGAACGAAAUGAUGUACGGCGUUACCUUCCCCAUGUCUCAGGAGGCUAUGUCAGACAACUUCCUACUCGAGAUCGGCAAGGCAAAGAUCGAGCGUGAAGGCUCGGACAUUACCAUCGUAGCGCACAGCAAGAUGGUUACCCACUCACUCGAGGCUGCUGAAGAGCUUGCUAAGGAAGGUAUUAAGGCCGAGGUCGUCAACCUCCGCUCCAUCCGUCCUCUCGACAUCGACACCAUCAAGAAGUCCGUCAAGAAGACUAACCGACUGGUGACAGUCGAGGGUGGUUUCCCCGGCUUCGGUGUUGGUUCCGAGAUUUGCGCGCAGAUUGUUGAGAGUGAGGCUUUCGACUACCUCGAUGCGCCUGUGGAGCGUGUCACUGGUGCUGACGUUCCGACACCCUACGCGCACAACCUUGAGGCGCUUGCCUUCCCUGAUACCCCUCUCAUCGUCAAGGCUGCGAAGCGCUCGCUCUACCGCGCCAACUAGAUCCUGUAACGCAUUGAGCUGCUGGUAUGAUUGGUUGGAGCUGAGGCGGAUGACACUCCGUAGCUUAGCUUAGCUUUAUCAUGGUCUCUCUUUGUGCGUUUCUGCUGGCUUUUGCGUUGACAUAGACUACCCGUAAUACGCUACGAAUCGCGAUGUAUUCACACACUUUCUUUUUUGCUUGGGCGCACGAACGCGCAACGACCCGCGUCCGGCGCUUGUUUGUGUGGCGGAAGACACGCGCAACUCGAGACUGCGCUAUACACCUUUCAUCUUCUCCUAGACUCUACACGCCGCUUUCGUGCAUGAACGAUAUGGAAUAUC